This is a messenger RNA of Rhizophagus irregularis DAOM 181602=DAOM 197198, 2993 nucleotides long. RefSeq lists its product as uncharacterized. Lineage: Eukaryota; Fungi; Glomeromycota; Glomeromycetes; Glomerales; Glomeraceae. Gene Ontology annotation, molecular function: protein binding. The record is from RefSeq and is a predicted model, not a curated record.
GAACAAACGGAUCAGAUCGAAAAAAAUUAUUUCAAAAAGGUUUUUUUUUAAUCUAUCCAAGUAUUUAAUUUCUUUUAUAAUCAAUUAGAAAAGUUUGUUAAAUGACAAACCUUACAAAAGCAAAUCAAAGAGCGAGAGAACUCGAUGCUGCUCGAUGUAAAGGUAGCUGGAACGAAGUUCCAGAAUUAGCGAGAAAAUAUCGAAAACAUAAUCCGUCAGGAGUAGUUCUUCAGCAAUCAGCAUUAGCAGAACAUGCUUUAGUGCAGGCAAUAGAAAAAAUAGAAUGUAAUUAUGAUGAUGAUUCGCCAAAACACAUUACUUUACAGCCUACUAUUGAUGAAGCAAAAAUCAAGGAGGUAUUUGAGAAAAUCGAAGUUGCCUUGGCCGAAGCUCAAGAUCAAGAGAAAAAGUAUGCAUCAAUUAUACUCGCGAGAGCCUAUUUUGUUGUUGGAAAAUAUGGCAAAUGUGUGGAAGUUUUAAGUACAAAUUUUGUUCCAUCAGAACUACCCAUAGGAUAUAACUUUGUACUUAUCAUUCAAGGAUUAGUUCUUAAAGGAAUGGCUCAUGAAUCUUUAAGUGAUUUCGAUGAAGCCAUUGUAUGUUAUGACCAAGUUGCGGCAUUGUUGUCACCAAAUUCUAACGAAAAACAAGAUCAAUUGUCUAAUUGGUCUGAAGAAGCUUUAUAUCGCGCACCUUUGUUGAAAGUACGAUUAGGUGACACGAAAGGAGCUCUUCAAUCAUUUCGCACAUAUCAGUCAUAUGCUACACUUUGGGGGGAUAAAUUCAGAAUCAAUAAACGUGCAGUUAUAUACAAGUAUUUUAUUAAAUUAUUAUCAAAAAUAUAUCAAGAAGGAACGUACGAUCCACCAAGUGUUACGUCAAAUGAGCAGUCUACAAUUUAUACUCCACACACAUUUCGUGUUGAAUUGACUGAAUUACAUUUAUUGUAUGAAAAUGUCAUAUUUCAAAUUACUUCUUUUCCAAAGGCUGGAGAAGCUAAUUGGAGGGUUUUGGAAAUGGUUGAUCAAGUUAUGUCUGACUGGACUAUAUUGGGUGGUGGAACUUCUGCAGAAAUGCGUGAAUUAAUUGAGAUGCUUCAUCGUGCAACACAUAAAACAUUUCAAUCUCCAAGAAUAUUGCGACAUCUCAUAAAUUCAUUGAUUACUUACGGAGAUUAUGAAGAAGCUGAAUUGGCUCUUAGUGCAUAUAUUGCACUUGUUGAAAAAGCGAAAGAAACAAAAAUUGAAGAUAUUGAAAGGCAAAUGCAAGAAUCGCUAGAGGAAACUAAAGAAUGUUCUACACUAGUUAAGCAUGAAAUGACGAUUGAAACUUCUGAACAAGUUAUACAAACGCUGAUUACUGGCUCAGUACUGAUGGCAAAAUAUAUGAAUAAGGCUAAAGAAGCAUUAGAAGUUGCACAAAAAGCCUUACUUUGGUAUAAAGAUGACAGCAAUUUAGAUGAUGAAGAAUUAUACGCACAUGUUUUGAGAUGUGUUGGAGUUGGAUAUAGUUUAUUUGCUGCUGAAGAAACUGAUCCUGGCAAACGAUCAGAAUUUCAUAAUAAAGCUAUUGAAGUAUUGAACGAGUCAAUAUUAUUGGAUUCGGAAGCAUUUGAAUCUCAUUAUCGAUUAUCGCUUGAAUAUGCCACAAUAAGGGACAUUAGCCAAGCAAUAAUUAGUAUAAGACAAGCUAUAAACCUUAAUAGUUCAAGCAUACCAUGUUGGCAUUUAUUAGUGUUAUUACUUUCUUCCCAAAAGGAUUCUCAGGGGGCUCUUAAGGCAUGUGAAUUAGGAAUAAAAGAAUCGGAUUGGGAAGCGGCUGAUUCAACGGGUGAUUAUAGUACAUCUUCUGCCAUGGGAAAUGAUGAUGGAGAUGAAUUUAUUUCGUUGAAAUUGACGCAAAAUGCAUUACAAGAGUUAGUUAAUGGAUCUGAUGCUGCUAUAAAUAAUUUUGAUAAAUUGUUUAUGUUAUACGCAAAAAUGUUCCCAGACUAUAAUAUUAUAGCAUCACCAAAUGGAUCAGUUUACGAUGUUUCAAGUUUACGAAAACAAAACAUGACGUAUGAAGAAACACUUACACCUGUUACGGCGGCUAAACUGCCUGUUAGUAAUAAUAGUGUUAAGAGCUUUACUAGUGCUGACAAAAAGGAAGGUUACAUAAGUACUGAAGGUUCGAUUUCCAGUGCUGGUAAUAAGGAUACACUUGAUGUACCUAAAGCGAAUUAUACGCCAUCAAUAGCAUCAUCAAGAAAUUCAGCGUCUUCUGGAUUAAAACGAAGUCCUGCACAAACAAUUACAGGUGUACAAUUAUCUACAGCAAAAUCAGCUACUAUACAAUCACCACAAGCAACAUUAAAGACAAAACAACGUCGUCAACGUGCUACUAAAGUAUUGACGGACUUAUGGCUUGCUUCAGCUUCAACUUUUCGAAGACUUGGAAAUUUGGAAGAAGCGCAAAAAGCCAUUGAAAGUGCCGAGGAAGUUGAUGAUUUAAGUCCCGAUGUUUGGUGUCAGUUCGGGUUAUUGUUAUUUGCACAAGAAAGUUAUGCAGAUGCUAUAACUUCUUUUCAUAAAGCUCUUUCAAUUGACAAUAAUCAUACGUAUAGUUUGGUACAUUUAUCCAGAGUUUAUAUGAAAAUGGAUGAUCUAGAGAUGGCAGAAGGACUUUUAGAUAAUGUUACAAAAAGUAAUGGAUGGAGCUGUGCAGAGGCAUGGUUUUAUCUUGGUAAAAUAUAUCAAGCAACUAAUAGAGUUAAGAGAACGAAGGAUUGUUUGUGGUAUGCUUUGGAGUUGGAAGAAACCAACCCUGUUAGGCCAUUUAGGAUUUUACCUGGAUGUUUAUAAUAAUUACAAUAAUUCAACCAAAUUUUUAAGAACUUUUUAUUUUUUUUUGGUAUAGACUUGUAAUUUGAACUGCAUUAUAAUUUAUUUACAGACUGUUAUGUUAUUUAUAGAACUUUGUUAAAUUAAAAAUUAAAAUAUUUUAAAUCGCUU